Messenger RNA from Synchiropus splendidus (mandarinfish), 5298 nucleotides. It is a transcript of the gene june, whose product is annotated as JunE proto-oncogene, AP-1 transcription factor subunit. Gene Ontology annotation, cellular component: transcription regulator complex. Gene Ontology annotation, biological process: regulation of cell population proliferation; regulation of cell cycle; regulation of transcription by RNA polymerase II. The transcript has 2 exons. The record is from RefSeq and is a predicted model, not a curated record. The coding region runs from base 1978 to 3021 and encodes 347 amino acids. NCBI's taxonomy places the organism in Eukaryota, Metazoa, Chordata, Actinopteri, Syngnathiformes, Callionymidae. Gene Ontology annotation, molecular function: DNA-binding transcription factor activity, RNA polymerase II-specific; RNA polymerase II cis-regulatory region sequence-specific DNA binding; transcription factor binding.
CACAUCAGGAGAAACACGUUUUUUAGGAAUGCUUCCAGGAUGGCUCCUUGGUGAGUUACACUGGGCAAGUUUCAAUGGAAAGAGGUGCUGCUGCUGAUGCUGAUGCUGAUCUAAGACAUGGCCUAGGAACUCUGCUAUUCAGAGGAGCUGAAGGAGGAUUCUGGGGAGAAGGAAGUCUUGGCCUCACUGCGGUCGCUGCAUCUGACCUUAGUGAACACGUUGAAGCGAUGGAUGAAUGUACUCAGAUUAUAUUUGCCUUCUCAUACAAUGUCUUGGAGAGCUUGUUGAUCACAGUGCUCAUGGCCUCUAUGAAGGCCCUGUCAAUCACCGGCUCCUGUAACGUCAGCAGAUAAUGGAGCAUGCCUGUUCCGCAAAACUGCUUGGCCAGGAUCUUUAUGACCUCUUUGCUGCUGCUCCUCAGGUUCUGUCUGUUUGGACAGAAUCCACCGGUGAGGCUGAUUCCUACCAUGGUCUGGUUCACCAGGAGCUUGGUGUGAGUGUCCCAGUCCACUGGACAGACGACUUUGAAGGCGUCACAUUUCGUCAGCACUCGGACCGUCAGCAGGAUGACGAACAACCUGAGGUCAUUGUUGCUGUCAUCCUGCAAUGGGAGCUGUUUUUUCGCCAGCUCUGACGGAACUCUGUGUUGCAAUUUAGCAACCAUGCCAUCCAUGCUGUUACCCUUCGGGACGAUUGACAAUCAGUUUGGUCCUGCAGCGUGGUGGAGAGCUGCUGUCAUUUCUUAAAGCUCUCUCUGAAACCUUGGCCCCGUUUCUUCUUGUGCCUCAUUAUAUCACGAAUGCAGCUUUUAUGUGUGAUGUCAUCAGCAUUUGCAAUAUUUCAAAGUUGUUUUUCUCUGUUGGACAUCUGUAUAAAAGCCAACUGUAGGCUUGAUGUACUGUUUUUUUGAGUGAGACUUCCCAAUUCUAGAAAAGGAAGAUGUUACAUACAGUUUGUAAAUUGACCUGAAUGAAUGACUACUAGUCCUCUUCAUGAAAGUACCAAUAAAACUGGAUGGUAGUUAAGUCCCCCAGUUUUAUUUAAGACAUCCGGUUCACAUGCAGUUGAUGCUCUAAGUUACAAAAUGAAAAAUAUUAGUUAGUUAUUUCCACAGUUACUGCUCCCUGAAGUACUUUACAAUAACCUUAAAAAAAGCAGGAACCAGAAUAAAGUGGACAUCUAAACAGUAAAAUACUGACAAUAAACCCAGAAAAUACUCAAGAUUUUUAUACUCGAAGAUGCAGUAUAAUAAUAUUAAUAAUAUCAGUGCUUGAUUUGUGUUCAAACUAGGGCUUGGACUUCAAGAAAUGCAUUUUGAUUCAUUAAUUGCAGACAAUUAAUUGAGUUAACUCAAUUGAUCAACUUCCUUUUACAACUUUUCCAGGUGCACCUCAUUGUGAAAUGUGGAAUGUCAUAACCCAGACAUCCGCGCUGAAGGAUACCAAAUGAGAUUGUGCUGAUGGAUGGAAAUUUUACACUUCAAAAACUUCAGGACGGUUUAAACCAUUUGGGAUUUUAAAUCACAUCAGAAAAACCUACAGAUAAGAACUAAUAAAAUAAAAAUAAAAUACUAAAAUAAAAUAAAAAUACUAACAUACUUUCAGUCAAUCGAUUUAUUAUCUGCUCAGCCCUUAGCAUCCUAUACAGUUGAGACACAUACUCGACAUUAUCAGACAGACACAGCCACUAGCUUGAGCCAGAAUAAAGCAACAAGAUAAAGCUGUUGUUGAUUCUGUUCAAAUCAGUCUCAACAAAGCAAUAAUAAAAUCAGCAGGAUUUAAUUGAAGAGUCAAAGCAAGUAUAAAUGAGAAAUACAUGAUGCAAGAGUAGUUGAAACUAAGUGGAUAAAAGUGAAUUCUAAGGGUGCACUCCCAUACUCUCAUCCUCCAGCUGCCAACACAAGUGGAAUCUUUCAAUCCCCUUUAAUAUUCAGGUUAAUCUGAUUAUGAAGAUUUCCUCAGCAACAGUCCAACAUCAAUGACGGCCAAGAUGGACACUCCCUUCUACCACGACGACUCCCCCAGCGUCCACAGCUUCAGCCAGUUUGCGGAAUAUGAUCGUUACCCGGGAAACAAGAUGCUAAUGAAUAAGAAGGCCAUGACGAUGGCAGGCGGCCAUCACUUCUCCGGGGGUGGUGCCAGCUCAGCAGGAGGGCGGGGGCCAAAUCUCAACAACCUGGGGCUUGUUGGUGGCAGCUCGCUGAUGACCACAUCUACACCCACGGGAACAUCCUCUAGUGACAUGAACCUGCUGAAACUGGCAUCUCCAGACCUGGAACAUUUGAUCAUCCAGUCCAACCAGGGCCUGGUUACCACCAGCCCGGUGCCUAACACCAACAACCCUUUCAUGUACCGCAGCCAAGCUACUAAUGAGCAAGAAGGUUUUGCUGACGGAUUUGUCAAAGCUCUCGCCGACCUUCACAAGCAGAACCAGCUCGUGGGAGGAUCCAUGUCGCCUUCUUCUUCUGCUAACAGCCUGCAGGCGUCCUACCAGAGGAAUCUGAUGUCUGCCAGUGACAUGCCCAUCUAUACUAACCUCAGCAGCUACAACGCCGCGCAGAUGGGCUAUCCAGGAGGCCAGAUGACGUACGGGGGAGGCUCUGCCCAUAUUGGAGGGUCUCAGAACCACAGCAGGACCCUUGAUGCUCCACAGACUGUUCCUGAAGUACCCCAUCCAGCAGGAGACCCCACAUCCCCUCCUUCUCUGUCUCCAAUUGAUCUUGAAACACAAGAACGCAUCAAAGCCGAGCGCAAAAAGCUGCGCAAUCGCAUUGCUGCAUCCAAGUGUCGAAAGCGAAAACUGGAGCGUAUCUCGCGACUGGAAGAAAAAGUCAAGGUUCUGAAGAGUCAGAACUCAGACUUGGCCUCAACUGCAGCGAUGCUGAGAGAGCAAGUUGCCACAUUGAAACAAAAAGUCAUGAGUCAUGUGACCAAUGGUUGUCAGAUUGCAGUGAGCACAGGCCACAAGUCUGGAGGAGGAAGGGGAGGGAGCAGUGGAGGGAGUGAGGAUUCCAACUGCUGAGGACUCUACAGAUCCAUGGAGGGAAAAAACAACAAGACGAUAACAAUUUGGGAAUUUAGGGUGAGCUGUCCACUGAAGCUUCAUAAACUCAGUGUGAAAGAGAGAGAGAGAGACACUCACCAAGCAGACCAAGAGGGAGCCUGAAGAGGACAAGAGGGAUCGAUCCCAGGACGAUGACAUGUGAUAACCUGCAACAGAUCAAGUGUCUGUUCAUGGAGGAAAGAGUUUGUACUGUACUUGUUCAUUAAAAGAGGAACUUGUCAUUGAAAGGUUUCUCUCGGACCCCAUGACUCACUGCUUUGAUUCAAGAACCCAAUACAUCCUCAGGUCUGAAUCAGUCGGAUUCCAGAACAACUAUCUAAAUGACAAUCAAAUUCAUGUCUGACAUCUUUUUCCAUCGCUUCUUUACAAUCGUGUUUAAAGUGCAUUAGCAUUUUCUCUCGCAAUCGUCUCUUCAUUGACAGCUGUGCAACUCCAAACUUUUCCAUCAAUUUGUAUAAAUGUCAUCCAACAGCAAAAAAGACAAACUGUUUCUUAAACGACUGUAAAGGGAAAUGGCCAGAUGUUGAAAGGCAAGGGAACAUUUUGGAAUGACAUUUCACAUACUGUAGAUCACAUGUGUUGAAUGUCUGUGAUGAUAGAUCACUAACACAGCUCCAUGAAAAACACAAAACAAGUUAGUUAAAAUUCACUCUUCUCUUCUAUUUCCUUGUUGCUUUUUUCCCCAAAGUUAAUGAAUCUUUGCAACUACAAUUAAUGCGACCCGUUAAUGAAAGAUUAAAAAAUACACUAAGUAUUAUUCUGAACGUGGGCAAAGAUAAUACCAUAUUUAAAGAUGUGUAUGUGCUGAAGAAGCCAUUGAAAGCUACAAACUUUGGCAGACAGUCCUUUUAGUACUGAAGAUGAAGUGGAGGUAUUUGCGAUUAUUUUGAAAAUGAGUUAUAUGGUACACAAAUAUGUAUAUAUAGAGUACAUAUUCUGAACAAAGAGUUGAAAGGCUGUGUUGGGUGUCCGGAUGAUUCAGUUGUAAAUACAGAGGGUCUGCCUUUAUAUUGAAAAAUGAACUUUAAACGUUAAAACCUGUAAAUAUUUUUUUAUUCUUCAUACACAACAGUGAUUUGAGCUCCAUGGGAUGGCAGCCAGACCUUUAAAGACUUUUUAAAGAACCUUUAAAGAACGGAGCAGCUUUCAAGUAUUAGUUUAAGAAGGAUUUUGAAUUUCAUGUCAGGUUGUGAAAUUGAAGGUAGAGAUAUUACCCACUAAGCACAGACACUGCUCAUAGAGAACAUUCUGUGAGUAUUAUGAGGCUGCUGUUAAAUGUUUUUAAUUAUUCAUUACUCCUCAUCAUCUAUUUAGUUUACUUUAAAAUGUUAUUGUGAAAAUGGAGCACAAAAAAAUGUUGAUAUCUGUUGUGACAACAAAAUCUCUGUGCCUCUGUGGCUCAGCAGGCGUGAACAGAUAUAUGGAUGAUUUAAGCAGCAGAACACAGAUCAAACACAGCUGCAAGCUUUCUGAACACAAUGUGAGUGCAAAUGUAGAUCUAAACAAGUGCACUGAAUCUGGAUCUGGGAAAAAAAGAAACGAAACAAAAAUUUAGCAUAGCCCUCUUGACUGAUCUGUUGCAGUGCAAUAUGGGACCCAGUGGUAUGACUGGGAGGUGGGCUUUAACUGGCAGGGCCAUUUAUACAUAGUUAUAUUGAGGUCCUAUGGCCGCUGACCUCAAGUCUCACAGUUCUGAUUGACAGGAUCUUCACCCUUCAGAUGUGUUUUUAUCCAUUUGCAAAACUAGCUUCAAAAGUAUUACUGCUAUGUUGAGAAAAUGACUGUCCAGAGCCGUUCUUUUUUUUUAAGCAGCUCUUCUUGGUCCUAAGCUUUUCUGGACAUUGUCAUUGGGAGCUCUGCAGUUCCCAGCCAGAGGAAAGAUCAUGCAUCCCAAACCGUUCCUGACUGUUGCCAUAGGAACACUACACAGAUAAUAAUGAAUUUGUCUUCAUCUUUGAGUAUCUUUUGUGACGUCUUGUGUCUCUGAUGAGUUUUUUUUGUACAAAUCUAUAAAAAAUGUUUAACACUGUUCUGGUGUGUGAACGCAAUAUUUGUAUUUAUUUUGUUAUUCCAGAUGUGUCGUAUUUCUUUGCACUGUUCUGUUGUGUUAAUAUAUUGGAGUUUAAUAAUAUCAUUGAUGAUGAACACACCUGCUGCCACUGGUUUCGUUUGUGUCUAUUCACAGUUGUGAUCCUCCAUCGUUACUGCAGUGACUCAGAUGUUAGCACAGAUGUU